AUGGUUUCUCACUCAAAGGUAGCGGCUGCAAUUCUGCCGUUUUUCUACUCAAUCACGUUCGCUCAGAACCAAGGAUCAUGGGGUCCAGUCAUCGACUUCCCUAUCAUUCCCGUUGCGGCCUACAUAGUCCCGGAAUGGCCUUCACCAACUCGAAUGAUGGUCUAUUCGGCUUUCUCGCCAAACUCCUUCGGGGGUGAACGAGGUGUCACUCAGUUCGCAGAAUACAACCUGGUCUCUGGGCAAAUGUCCACUCGCCAGGUUUCCGAAACCAACCACGACAUGUUCUGCCCUGGAAUGAGCCAGUUAGGCGAUGGAAGACUGAUCAUUACCGGAGGAAGCAACGCAGAGAAGACGACCAUAUACCAGCCGGAUACCAACACGUUCAUCCCCGGACCGGAUAUGAAGGUGCCUCGGGGAUACCAAAGCAGUGCUGUGUUAUCUAAUGGAAAGGUCUUCAUAAUUGGUGGGUCUUGGAGUGGCCCACGAGGUGGAAAGCCAGGAGAGGUUUACGACCCUGCGCAGAACUCUUGGACACUUCUCCCUGGUGCUGCCGUGGAACCUAUGUUGACAUACGACCACGAGGGCAUCUACCGCGAGGACAACCACGCCUGGCUCUUCCCUUGGCGCAACGGCACUGUCUUCCAGGCUGGGCCUAGCAAGGCAAUGAACUGGUACUAUACCGAUGGCGAAGGCGGUGUCAGCCCAGCAGGCAUCCGUGAUGAUGUCAACGAUGCCAUGUGUGGUGUUCAUGUCAUGUACGAUGUUGGCAAGAUCUUCACUGCUGGUGGAGCGCAGUACUACGAUGAGGCGCCCGGACUCUCCAUUGCGCAUUUGAUGGAGAUCAACGACGUGGGCGCGCCAGUGACAGCUGAGAGAAUCGCCGACAUGCACCAGCAACGCGCUUUUGCAAACGUAGUGGUUCUUCCCGAUGGCAAGAUCUUGGUUACUGGUGGACAGCGCUGGGCGAAGGGCUUCACUGAUAUUGAUCCCGUCUUUACACCCGAAAUCUUCGACCCGGUUACCAAGACUUUCACGGAGUUGGCCGCCGAAUGGAUUCCCCGAAACUACCACUCCGUUUCCAUCUUGCUACCUGAUGGUACCGUCUUCAGUGGAGGAGGAGGUCUCUGCUGGGAUGACGGAACUGGCGGACCAUCCUAUCACUGCCGCGACACGGUCGAUCACCCCAACGGCCAGAUCUUCACCCCACCAUACCUUCUUACUGGCACCCCUCGCCCAGUCAUCCAGGAUGUCGCUUCCAGCAUUGUCGCGCCGGGCGGUGAGCUGAGAGUCAAGAUGGAAGGCUCGGCUGAUGGUGUAACGUUCUCUUUCAUCAGAAUUGGAAGUGUUACACACAACGUCAACAGCGAUCAGAGGCGAGUGCCACUUCAACCGAGGAUCGAAGGAGAUGAGGUCGUCUUGCCUAUUAUGAACGACUCGGGUGUGGUGUUACCGGGAGCUUGGUAUCUGUUUGCUGUCAGCGCGGAGGGCGUGCCCAGUGUGGCUAGGACUGUAUGGGUUGAGCAAGUUUAA
This is a messenger RNA of Alternaria atra, 1530 nucleotides long. RefSeq lists its product as uncharacterized. The record is from RefSeq and is a predicted model, not a curated record. The transcript has a single exon. Bases 1 to 1530 code for a protein of 509 amino acids. Gene Ontology annotation, molecular function: protein binding. Lineage: Eukaryota; Fungi; Ascomycota; Dothideomycetes; Pleosporales; Pleosporaceae.